CAUACAGAUAUCAGGAUUUGUUCUAUGCCUUCAAUUUAUUAGUCCAGCUGUGCUUCACCUUCAGUUAGGACUAUACCCCUUUUUUAUUUGAUACAGCUCUAAGUCACAUUCACCACAUCAACAAUCCACUCUCCAAAAUGAGGGAGUCCUGUCUUAUAUUGGUAUGUAAAAAUACUUUUGUCUUAUUUAACUGAGUGCUUGUUCACAUGUUAAUGUUUUUUGUUUGGUAUUUUUUGUUUUAUAUAUGCUUAUAUUUGAUCUGAAAAAAAUUUUGAUGGGCCUUUAGUUGAAUUUCUAUUGCUCAAUUUUGCUGGUUGAGAAGAGUAGAGACAAAUGAGCACAGCGUUUUUUUUUUUUUUUUGUGGUGCAACUGAUAGUUUUGUUUUAUUUUAAAGUUAUUAAUAAUGUCAAGAAAACAUUGAUACAGUUGAGGUUGUUUUUUGUUGCUGCAAGUGUAAAUAAUUUUUCAAACAACAUCAUUAAGGGACUAUGCAGGUAUCUCUUAAUUUCAGAAUCAAUGCGCUGUAUUUUUCAGUAUCCUUUUUUACAACUAAUUCCUCUGUUUGUGCGUUGCAUGUUUUGUUUUAAACUUAUUAAAUAGUACAUUUUCACAGCACAUUUAAUUUACAAGGAAAUGUGAGUACUGCCUAAAGAGAAGAAAAUGCUGGGGAAAUUCAGCAUUAAAUCGGAUUCUACUGUAGAUCAAUGGGGGCGCUAAUGAGCCAUAGCAAUUGUUGGUCUACCUUGAUAAAAACGAAGAGUUUAUCCAAUGCAGCGUUUAUGAUUUUCGGAAAGUCGUGACAAAGAUUUGAUGUUUUUACUUAACAUGCUUUCUGAAAUGGAACACAUGCAUCAGUGGCUAUAGUUUGCACAUCUUUUUGGUUACUCUUUUUGUUAUUUUACACGUACUAAGCAGACACCCCCCCCCCAGACAGUGUGUUUUUACAUGCAGAAAGCUAAAUAAAACGCGAUUUUUAUGGGGACGCUCUGAUUUCGGAGCUUUACCGUUGUUCCCGAACGCACCUGAAGAAGAGAAGGCUACUUAUUAGUUAGCUGGAUAGCGACUGAGUGAAGAUGCAAUUGGCUUUAAGUAAAACAUUUGGCCAGAAGCCAGUCAAAUUUCAGCUAGAACAAGAUGGGGACUUUUACAUGGUGGGGUCGGAGGUUGGAAACUAUCUACGGAUGUUCAGAGGUUCUCUCUAUAAGAGAUACCCAUCGUUAUGGAGGAGGCUGGCCUCUGUGGAGGAAAGGAAGAAAAUUGUAGCUUCAUCACAUGCUACCAGCGUUACUUUGCUGAAGGCUUCAGAAUGUGAAGAAAUCUUUGAAGGUAAUGAUGAGAAAUACAAGGCGGUGUCCAUCAGCACAGAGCCUCCAGCCUACCUCAGGGAGCAAAAAGCAAAGAGAAGCAGUCAGUGGGUCCCCACACUGCCCAACAGCUCUCACCAUCUAGAUGCUGUGCCUUGUUCUACCACCAUCAACCGUAACCGAAUGGGCCGCGACAAGAAGAGGACCUUUCCCCUGUGCUUUGAUGACCACGACCCUGCAGUGAUCCAUGAGAACGCAGCCCAGAUAGAGGCGCUGGUUCCCAUUCGUCUAGACAUGGAGAUAGAUGGACAGAAACUACGAGAUGCCUUCACAUGGAACAUGAAUGAGAAACUGAUGACCCCAGAGAUGUUUGCGGAGAUUUUGUGUGAUGACCUGGACCUAAAUCCUCUGGCCUUUGUCCCAGCUAUUGCCUCAGCUAUUCGUCAGCAGAUUGAGUCCUACCCCACUGACAGUAUACUCGAAGAGCAGGCAGACCAGAGAGUAAUCAUCAAGCUGAAUAUCCACGUGGGUAACAUCUCUCUGGUAGACCAGUUUGAGUGGGACAUGUCAGAGAGAGAGAACUCUCCGGAGUCAUUUGCACUGAAGCUGUGUUCUGAGCUGGGCCUGGGUGGAGAAUUUGUCACCACGAUUGCCUACAGUAUUCGAGGUCAGCUCAGCUGGCACCAGAGGACCUACGCCUUCAGUGAGAACCCACUCCCCACAGUAGAGAUUGCCAUCCGCAACACAGGCGAUGCAGACCAGUGGUGCCCUCUGCUGGAGACCCUCACAGAUGCCGAAAUGGAGAAGAAGAUCCGAGACCAAGACAGGAACACGAGGCGUAUGAGAAGACUGGCCAACACCGCCCCUUCCUGGUAGAAAGAAACAAGAAGUUGCAUCAGGCAUUGUGUCCUCAGAGACCCUUGUUACUCUGAAGCGAUCAAGUAAAUAGAGUGUUACACACACACACACGGCUCAUUCUUAAAAUAUUGACAAAGUAUCUGUUGCAGUCUCCAUGGACACCUCACUGAUUGAACAUACAUCCAGACAUUCCUUUGUACACACAGUUUACUGUCACCAUAUUUCACUCUCAUUAGCUAAUCAGUCAUGGCAGCAGCUCACAUCUAACAAACUAGUGUUUAUUACUGCAGGACAUUCAUCUGAUAUCUGUUCCACACACAUAAUACACCAUGCAACAUUCACUGUUGGGUGAAAAUACUUGCCGUUAUGUUUAAUGUAUCUGUGUGAAUGGUUAGUGAAAUGACACCCUGAAUCUGUGACCUCACUAAGAUCUAGGUAGCAUUUGCAUAAGAUUAAAUGGUGACCAGCAUUUGGUCGGUGCAGCUCUGGCAACUACAAGCUUGACAUCUUCAGGUUACUAAGAGAGAUCUGACAUUUUCUCAAUCUAUUAUUAUCUUCUGAAAGACAGAAGUAUCAGAUUAAUCUAGAUCCUGUCCUAACCAGCAUCCAGUAUUGCAUGCACAGCAUAGCAGUUUAACCAGUAGGAGAGGGCACACGCAGAUGCAGCUAACAUUAAUGGUGGCUCUAUUGCAGUAUUCACUGAUGGAAAGCAGCCACAGUAAUGUUAACAACAGUUGUGCUUUUUCCAUAAUAAGUGUCCAGGAAACCCUAUAGAAGUCAAAGCAUUAGUCAAUCAACAGAAGAAUAUUAAUUACUUUGAAAAUGUAUUAAUUGUUUGAGUCAUUUUCUAACCAAAAAUAGUGAAGAAAUGUCAAUCUUUUUAUUUUUAAAGAUUCUAAUAUGAGAAGAACUGCUGCUCUUUUUACAUGUAUAAUUUUAAACUGAUUCAUUUUGGAUUUUUGACUGUUGCUGCUGAGAUAAAACAAGAUUUUUGACAAUAUAGCCAUGGUUCUGAGGUCCAAAAGGGUCACUAUGCCUACUUCUGAACCUUCUGUGAUGUUGCAUCCACUCACACUGUGGUCAGAGUUAGCAGUGGUCUGUUCCUUACUCGAGCUGUCAAGAUCCCGAAACUUGAUGGUUGGUAGGAAUAAGAUUGAUUUUCUGUAAUUCUCUGUACCAGAAAUAAUAAAUUGACUGCACUUUGAACGUUGUGUGUUGAAUAUUGCUACAGCAGAUGCAGCUGCCACCAAUCACAAACCACAACAUUAAUAUUUCCAGAUGGGAACAUUGCAACGAAAUGCUGUUAAUGUAAAGUAACAGCUGAAACUCUCCCCUUUAGCUCUGUGGACAAAUCUAGAUAUCUGUCUAUAAGCUGCCUAGAUCUCUGCUUAGAUCUGUUUGAUGUGUUUCUUACUUUAACUAAAAAUACAAAAUAUGCCCAUGCUUUUUUUAACUGAAGUGUGGGCAGACUUGUUAUUGCAGCUGCACUUGCCACCACCAUUCCAUUGUUUUGUUUUACAUUAUCUCUAGUACCUUCUGAAUCCAUUGUACCUUCAUUACCCACGGUGCCAUAGCAAGUAAGGACCAUCACAUUUUCAUAAAUUUGGUAUUGGCUUAAUACUAAAGUACUGGUUCUUGUGACAUAAUACAUAACCGUAGUGAUAUUGCAGCUCAGCUUACAUCUGUGGAUCAGAAGGAUCAUAUAAGGAGGUAGCAUAAAAGAAACUAAACUUCCUGCCAUGAUCUGUUUGGAGCUCCAGACCAUCGGCUCAGGUUGGAAUGAACAUUCAUUCACUACUUUUGAGUUUUUCUAUACUUUAAGAAUUCAAAAUGGACUUCUAUAUUUCAACAUUGUCAAUAAACAACACUCUGAGCAUUAUGCCUGUAUGUGUGGGUUUUGGACAGUCGGAUGAGGAGAGCCAAAAAAUAAAGGAUGGUCUAAAAAAAAACAAAAAAAUUUAAUAACUUCAAAAAUGCAUUAAUCACAUUCAAAUCCUACAUGUAGGUAUUUUAAUAAAUGUUGGUGAUUGGCUGCUUCUCUGUUCUGUGGCUGUCAGUGUGACUGCCUGACAUUCCCUGGUAAUAAUACAGUCAUUUAGACCAGGUCUUCUCACACUGGCUGCGGUUCAGAUCUGUUAAGUGUUUGCAGCCAAUCAGGACUGAGCUGGUUUGAUUUUAGCAUGUAGACUCUGUUCUGGUCUUUAUUACAGAUUCUGAUGAUUUACGUGCACCACUGUCCAUCUGCAUGUCGAAACAUAGUUAAUUCAUACUUGUACCCUGUGUAUGAGGGACUGACUGUCCCCACUGUUACUUCUGUUUGCACUGUGUCUCACAUUUUAUCAGUGUCAGCACGGUAGAGGGAGAAAGCAAGCUGACAAGAACCAAUGGUGUCUUUUAACGUGUUGAUUUUCAACUUGAACAUACUUUAAAGAAUGAUGUUAAUGUAUGUACUGUUGCUUCUCAUUCUCUUCUUUUGUAAAAUUGCUUUACCUUUAUAGUGGAUUGUUUUUUUAAUAUGAAAAAUGACAAUAAAUACAACUUGUUGGAAAGA
Molecule: messenger RNA, 4714 nt
Organism: Acanthochromis polyacanthus (spiny chromis)
Lineage: Eukaryota; Metazoa; Chordata; Actinopteri; Pomacentridae
Product: SWI/SNF-related matrix-associated actin-dependent regulator of chromatin subfamily B member 1-like
Exons: 9
Coding region: 1075-2181 (368 amino acids)
Biological process (GO): chromatin remodeling; regulation of transcription by RNA polymerase II
Cellular component (GO): nucleus; nuclear chromosome
Molecular function (GO): transcription coregulator activity
Source: RefSeq, a predicted model, not a curated record